GUCGAAAUGUUUCCUUCUGACUGGUGUAUUCAAAUUUAAGUUAACCUAUAAAUUGUGUGCGGACAAGUGGAAGAAUGUUUCCAGUCGACUGAAAUCUUGGCACGAUGGCCAUCAAAAUCUCCCUGGUAAUCUUCUCUUUCUUCUCCAUAGGCUAUGGACGGCUUAAUCCUUCAAUCAUUAAUAUUGCAAAUGGUGGUCCUUGGGGUGAGUGGGGGCCACUUCAAGAGUGCAACCAAGGCCAUGUGGCCAAAAAAUUCUCUAUUAAGAUUCGAGAAAGCGAAAUAGACAAAACAGGUCUCAAUGGGAUCCGUCUGUACUGCUCAGACUACAAUAACACCAGGGAGGUGUCUACAAUAAAAUCUUCAGAGUCACGGAAUGGCGACUGGUCCCUCCCUUAUUCUUGUGAAAGUGGGUACUUCAAUUCCUUCUCAUUAAGAGUGGAAUCAUACCAGGGAAAACUAUAUGAUGACAAAGCCGCUACCAACAUCAAGUUUAGGUGCUCGGGCAAAGGUGAAGUUGAAGGACCUGGAUUUACGUGGGGGAGUUAUGGACCUUGGAGCCAGACUUGCCAGUAUGGGAUCUGUGGUAUUAUGACCAAGAUAGAACGGUUAUUUUCCUUCUUUUCCCUUGAUCACACGGGCCUUAAUGAUGUUCAGUUCCAUUGUUGUCCCAGGUGGGGCCAGUAGCAAAAGAAGACUAACUUGCAUUUGUUGAACAAGAACUCACCAGCUAGACAUAGAAUAUUCUGCAAAUUAAAUAUCCAAAUAAACAUUUAUGUUAUUAACAUUUUGUGAUAUUCUAUACUGUAUGACUACUUUGCUCUUCUCAAUGGAUACAAGUAAAUAAAGAUGCUUUGCUAA
Molecule: messenger RNA, 860 nt
Organism: Xenopus laevis (African clawed frog)
Lineage: Eukaryota; Metazoa; Chordata; Amphibia; Anura; Pipidae
Product: vitelline membrane outer layer protein 1-like
Exons: 3
Coding region: 105-686 (193 amino acids)
Source: RefSeq, a predicted model, not a curated record